Racocetra persica is the source of this 231-nucleotide messenger RNA. NCBI's taxonomy places the organism in Eukaryota, Fungi, Glomeromycota, Glomeromycetes, Diversisporales, Gigasporaceae. The record is from the annotation of a GenBank genome assembly.
GAAUUGACGUUCGAUUCAUAAUAAAACUUGAACCAAUACUUAAGGAAAUGGGUUUUCUAAAUGUAAAUUGUAUACAUAAACAUAUACCUUUUGGAAAAAUAGUAAUGCCCGACAUUUUAGGUAUCACUGUUGAAGAGUGGGAUAGUACAUAUGCUAAGAUAGAUAAAGAACGUAUUGAAAACCAAGAGUGCGAUGUUCAUUAUAUUAUCUUGGCUACUAAGGAUAAAAUUA